AUGUCAGCCACUGCGACGCCGUCUUCCUCCCUCUCAUUCUUCUCCUCCUCCGUUUUCCUCUCCUCUUCCUCCCCGCACCUCCGGCAGCCGCCGUCUAAGCUUUUCUUCAAUUCCCCCAAACAACUCUUCUCCCUUAAUGUCUCCACCGCUCAAACUGGGACACGCGCUGAGGCAGCUACCCUUCCAGUCUUAUCUUAUGAAGGCACCGAAGUGGGCUCCACCACUCUCAACUUAAAGUCCGCUCCAUUAGACACCGCCCGCGCCGUCGUCCACCGUGGUAUCGUCACCGACCUCAGGAAUCGCCGCCGUGGUACUGCCUCCACCCUUACCCGCGCUGAAGUCCGUGGAGGAGGCAUUAAACCUUACCCCCAGAAGAAAACUGGCCGGGCCCGGCGUGGUUCUAAUCGGACCCCUCUCCGCCCUGGUGGUGGUGUGAUUUUUGGGCCCAAGCCGAAAGACUGGUCAGCGAAAAUCAAUAAGAAAGAGAAACGUCUCGCCAUUUCCACUGCCAUUAGCAGUGCUGUUGAGAAUGCGAUAGUUGUGGAAGAUUUUGGGGACAAAUUUGACAAGCCCAAAACCAAGGAAUUCAUAGCUUUGAUGAAAAGAUUGGGUUUGGACCCUAAGGAGAAAUCAAUGUUUCUGAUGACUGAGGUAUCGGAUAAUGUGAUACUUUCCAGUAGGAAUAUUGGGACUUUAAAAAUGUUGACUCCAAGGACUUUGAACUUGUUUGACAUUUUGGAUGCUGAAAAGUUAGUGUUCACAAAAGGUGCUGUUGAGUUCCUGAAUGCGAGAUAUGGGUUGGAUUCCAAUGAAGAAGAUGAUUAUGAAGAAGAAGAAGAAGAAGAAGAAGUACAAGAGGAUGAGGAAGGUUAGUUGGAUUUGGUUUGAAAGUAUUACUUACUUCUUGCCUUAAUGUGCAUUUGUGUUUGUUUGGGAAGUUUGUUCUCUUAGUCGAGAUUUGAAAGUUGUUUUAUUGAAGAUGAUCGAAAUAAUUGUCAUACAUUUCUCGCUGCAAUUUAUGGAUUUUUAUUACCAUUUAAGGAAUAUAUACCUAGGCUUAGUUGAUGUCGUGUGUAACUGCUAUAUGGUAUAUGCAAUAUGCAACAGUAUUUCUUUUAAGUGUUUACACUAUGGAUUACCAUUGUUCUUUGAUUUAGACCUUGUUUUACUUAUGGCUUGUCAAGUAAAUGUGAUCUGCAUUGUGAAUUUUUCGGGUUUGACUAUGCAAAUCAAGUCUGGAACUUGAGAUUGUGUUUGAUUUUGAAAGAGAGUAUUCGCUUAUUACUAAGUGACGAUGAAAGACAUGUUUCUUCAUUGGAAUAGAGGAGAAAAUAGUAAAGCCAUUAUGCAGAUGAUGUUUAUGAAUGAAUCCCUAGGCAGCCUGGGUUUGGUUUGUUCUCAAUUUCAAUGUUUUUUUUUUUGGCAAUUCGAUUUCCACAUUUGGAGAGUAACCCUGAUAUGAAGAUUGAAAGUGAGGUUUUAGAUUCGACUGUCUUGAUAUAUCCAUUAGUUUUGUUGUAUUACUAAGAUGGACAUACAUUGUUGAAGUUUGUGUGAUUGGAGAAGGAACUAGUUUCUUUUUAUUGUUCUUCUCAGUUGCGAAUGCUAAUUGCAAAUGCACACAAUUGUACUGUAACAGGAAAUCUCAGUCUUGGUUUAGUUCACAUACAGUUUUAAACACUAAAAAUAGCUGCUUGUUGGUUGCUAGUCUAGUACAACUGUAUAAAAGGUUCGUUAAUUUUCAAAUUGUUCUCAGGAGCUGGCGCAGAUGAGAAUUCGGAAUGAUGGUAUUGGACCUUUUGAGUUUGAUGGAGAUGAGAAAGCUAUGGAAU
Messenger RNA from Oldenlandia corymbosa var. corymbosa, 1832 nucleotides. The record is from the annotation of a GenBank genome assembly. NCBI's taxonomy places the organism in Eukaryota, Viridiplantae, Streptophyta, Magnoliopsida, Gentianales, Rubiaceae.